GCAAAAUAUAUAAUUAUAGUAACUGACAGAGUCAACGUUAAAAACGUCAAUAACCGUGUAAAUAAUGUAACGAAUUGAAUAAAACUGGACUUAAAUUUUACAGUGUUCAAUAUCUGUAGUAGUUGAUUCAAAGACAGUAGACAAAUUAAUAAUGUUGAGAAAAAGUGUUUUACGUUUAAUUGUCGUCUGCUAUAUAACAGGAUCUGUUUUAUCUCAAGAAUGUACGUCGGGCAAGGCUGAUGUUGUGUUUGUAGUAGAUGACUCCUCAUCUGUUCAAAGAUCUAAUUAUAACCUUGUGAUUGACUUUGUUGCCGCCGUCGUCGGGACUUUGACCGUUGGGCCCGACGACGUUCAAGUGAGUUAUCUCAGUUUCUCGGGUACUGUAAAGAACCAAUUUUGGUUAGACGAUUACUCGACUACGGCGGCUGCAGUUAAGAAAAUAGAAUCCGUCAGAUUUCGUGGUGGAAGCACAGAUAUUAAAAGAGCUCUCGAGUAUGCAUUCACCAACAACUUCGCAGCGUCAAACGGGGCUCGAGACGGCGUCGAGAAGGUUCUUGUUCUCAUUGCAGACGGGGAGUCAUCAAAUGUUGUCACUGCAGCACAGGAGAUUCGAGACGCUGGUAUCAAGAUAAUAUGUGUUGGUAUUACUGAUGGGGUAACUCGCGAAUUUCUCGAGACUAUAGCAGGGGACGCUGACAAUGUUCACAUGCUGACAGAUUUCAGUGACCUCGCUGGGGUGACAGACGAUCUGACAACAGUUGUUUGUGAAGCAACUAAUGAACCAGUGAGUGGUCCAUGUGACAACCUACCUUGUUUACACGGCGGUAGCUGUACUGUCAACGGCACGAACUUCACGUGCACGUGUACAUCAUCAUAUACUGGAAACACGUGCAGCGUAGAUAUAGACGAAUGUGACCUUGACACAGAUUCCUGUGAACAGAAUUGCACAAACAUAGAUGGUGGAUACACUUGUACAUGCAAAUCGGGAUACAGUCUGAAUUCCAACAACUACACAUGUGACGAUAUUGAUGAGUGUACCGGGAUAUCUCACUACUGCUCGCAAAACUGCUCGAACUCGGUCGGAAGUUUCCAGUGUACAUGUGCCGCAGGUUUUAGCCUGAAUGAAGACGGCAAAACGUGCGACGAAGUACCGGAUAUUGACGAAUGUGAACUAGGAAUUGCCAAUUGCAGUGACCUUUGUAACAACACCAAUGGGGACUAUUUCUGCUCCUGUCUUAACGGCUACGUUAUUGGAAGUGACGGACUUACAUGUGAAGAUGAGAACGAAUGUCUGGUAAAUCAAGGUGGUUGCUCUCAGGAAUGCAACAAUACAGAGGGUAGUUUUAAUUGUUACUGUCGUAACGGUUACAACAUGCAAGCCAACGGUGUAAAUUGUACAGAUAUUGAUGAAUGUUUGUUGGGUAUUGACGGGUGUUCAGACAACUGUACUAACAUUGGAGGAGGCUAUGAAUGUUCCUGUACCGAGGGUUAUACGCUAGAUAUUGACCAAACUACAUGCAUUGAUGCAGACGAAUGCUCUUUGAACACAGACGAUUGUCACCAAGUGUGCAACAACUCUAUAGGUAGCUUCACAUGUGACUGUUUCCAUGGAUACAGAUUAAAUGCCGACUUAAAAUCUUGCGAUGAUAUCAACGAGUGCACGGAAAACAUUAAUGAUUGUGAACAGAUCUGUAUAAAUAACAUAGGAAGCUACAGUUGUCAAUGUAACGCAGGAUAUCAGAGAAACAAUAACAACAAAACGUGUGAUGAUAUUGAUGAAUGCAUUGACCAGACACAUGGCUGUACUCAACUCUGUAACAAUAGUGUUGGUAAUUUCACGUGUAACUGUAACGGAGGUUACAACCUUGAUACAGACGGGAAAACAUGUAACGACGUCAACGAGUGUUUAGAGAAAACUGAUACUUGUGAACAAAACUGUGGUAAUACUGUAGGAAGCUACUUUUGUCAGUGUAACACGGGGUAUCGUCUAAAUGAUGACAACACAUGUGACGAUAUUGAUGAAUGCCUUGACCAGACACAUGACUGUACUCAACUCUGUAACAAUAGUGUUGGUAAUUUUACAUGCUACUGUAACGGAGGUUACAUUCUUGAUACAGACGGAAAAACAUGCAACGAUGUGAAUGAGUGUACUACGGGUAAUGGCGGUUGUGGACAAAUCUGUACAAAUAGCGUCGGGUCGUUUUCCUGCUCUUGUAACCUAGGAUACGAGCUCGAUACCGAUUUACGUUCAUGUCUUGAUGUAAAUGAAUGUGUUCAGGACAACAAUGACUGUGAACAAAAUUGUACAAAUCUUGUUGGAAGCUAUCUUUGUGGCUGUUUCAAUGGAUACGAACUAAACAGGGAUAAUAAAACAUGUGCAGAUGUCGAUGAAUGCGUUCUUGAUACUGACGGGUGUCAUCAAAUAUGCACGAACAACAUCGGCAGCUAUAAUUGUAGCUGUAACACAGGCUAUAGACUAAAUAUAGAUGGAUUAACUUGUAACGAUAUUGACGAAUGCACAAAGCAACAAGACAAUUGUUCGCAGAUCUGCGCCAAUUCUGUUGGCAGUUUUACAUGCUCUUGUAACAUUGGCUUCGCACUGGACAAUGAUAUGAGGUCCUGUAAUGAUAUUGAUGAAUGCACGGAGAAUCUGGAUAAUUGUGAACAGAUAUGUGAAAACACUGCUGGAAGCUACUUCUGUUCUUGCCAUCCGGGAUAUAGUCUCACCAUGUCUAAUAACGAAACAUGUGAAGACAUUGAUGAGUGUAGUGAAAAUAUUCAUGACUGUGCUCAGAUUUGUACUAACACCGUUGGUUACUACGCAUGUUCGUGUGGAAUCGGAUUCACACUAGAUGCGGACAAUAGAACAUGUAACGAUGUGGAUGAAUGUAGCACCGGUAAUGGCGGAUGUAACCAGACAUGCGACAAUAAUGUCGGCUCGUUUCAAUGCCUCUGUGCAAGUGGAUAUUCCCUUAAUAAUGAUGGCAGAAACUGUAAUGACAUUGACGAGUGUGACCUUGGCAUUGAUGGCUGUGAACAAGUAUGUAAUAACGAGAUUGGAACAUUCUCUUGUGCAUGCAACACCGGGUUCUUCCUCUCGAGCUUGAAAAACUGUACAAAUGUCAAUGAUUGUAUCGGUGUGACAUGUAGCGGUCACGGUGAAUGUAUCGAUGGCAUUAAUAAUCAUAGUUGUAGCUGUUUCCUUGGUUACAUGGGUCCUAGAUGCGAAAUAGACAUUUAUGAAUGCAGUUCGAGGCCAUGUCUAAACGGUGGCGAGUGUAUUGACUUUGUAGGGAAAUUUGAAUGUUCCUGUAAAUCGGGCUAUACAGGUGUUCUUUGUGAAACAGAUAUUGACGAAUGCGAAAGUGGUCCAUGUUUCAACAAUGGUACAUGUACAGACUUCGUUAAUUAUUACACAUGUGAUUGUACAAACACAGGAUUUGAGGGCGAAUAUUGUGAAAUAGAGGAGACGGACUCUAGUCAGUACGAGGCUGUGGUUAUGGGUGUUUCUAUUGGCGUUGGUGCCGUUGUUCUGUUGCUAGUAGGUUCUUUGUGCGUGGCCAUAAUAAGACGGCGGAAAUCUAGUGACAAGGAGUUGGACCUGACAAAUUCUGCGGAAAAGGAUGCCAGCGCUGUUGUUGCUGGGGAUGAUGCUGUGGACAGUGGUCAAAUAUAUAUAAUGUUUUUACUAAAUGAACUGCCUUUUUGUGAUUAUCAGCGUCAAGAUUUUCUCAAAGACAACAUUUCAUCAUCAGAUUUUACAGAUUUCCGGGACCAUGAUGCAUCAUCUUCACUUGACGGCACUUCACUACCAACUACUACAACUAAUGUACCAUCAACUAAACUGGACUUAAAUUCUGCAGUGUUCAAUAUCUUUUGUAGGAAAAUUGAUUCAAAGACAGUAAACAAAAUAAUAAUGUUGAGAAAAAGUGUUUUACGUUUAAUUGUCGUCUGCUAUAUAUCAGGAUCUGUUUUAUCUCAAGAAUGUACGUCGGGAAAGGCUGAUGUUGUGUUUGUAGUAGAUGACUCCUCAUCUGUUCAAAAAUCUAAUUAUAACCUUGUCAUUAACUUUGUUGCUGCCGUCGUCGGAACUUUGACCGUCGGGCCCGACGACGUUCAAGUGAGUUAUAUCAGUUUCUCGUCUAGUGUUAAGAACCAAUUUUGGCUAGACGAUUACUCGACUUCGGCGGAUGCAGUAAAGAAAAUAGAAUCCAUCAGAUUUCGUGGUGGAAGCACAAACAUUCAAAAAGCUCUCGAGUAUGCAUUCACACAAAACUUUGCAUCGUCGAACGGGGCUCGAGACGGCGUCGAGAAGGUUCUUGUUCUUAUCGCAGACGGGGAGUCAUCAAAUGUUGUAACUACAGCACAGGAGAUUCGAGAUGCUGGUAUCAAGAUAAUAUGUGUGGGUAUUACUGAUGGGAUAACUCGCGAAUUUCUCGAGACAAUAGCAGGGGACGCUGCCAAUGUUCACAUGGUGACAGAUUUCAGUGACCUCGCUGGAGUAACAGACGAACUGACAACAGUUGUUUGUGAAGCAACUAAUGAACCAGUGAGAGGUCCAUGUGACAACCUGCCAUGUUUAAACGGCGGCAGCUGUACUGUCAACGGCACGAACUUCACGUGCACGUGUACAUCGUCAUAUACAGGAAACACGUGCAGCGUAGAUAUAGACGAGUGUGACCUUGACAUAGAUUCAUGUGAACAGAACUGUACAAACAUACAUGGUGGCUACAAAUGUACAUGCGAACCGGGAUAUACACUAAAUCCCGACAACCACACAUGUGACGAUAUUGAUGAAUGUAUCGGCGUAUCUCAUAACUGUUCGCAAAACUGCUCGAACUCGGUUGGGAGUUUCCAGUGUUCAUGUAUCGCUGGUUUUAGCCUGAAUGAAGACGGCAAAACAUGCGGCGAAGUACCGGAUAUUGACGAAUGUGAACUAGGACUUGCCAAUUGCAGUGACCUUUGUAACAACACCAAUGGGGGCUAUUUCUGCUCCUGUCUUACCGGCUACAUUAUUGGAAGUGACGGACUUACAUGUAAAGAUAUUGAUGAAUGUUUGUUGGGUAUUGACGGGUGUUCAGACAACUGUACUAACAUUUACGGUGGAUAUGAAUGUUCCUGUGCCGAGGGUUAUACGCUUAAUUUUGACAAAACAACAUGCAUUGAUGCAGACGAAUGUUCUUUGAAUACAGACGAUUGUCACCAAGUGUGCAACAACUCUAUAGGUAGCUUCACGUGUGACUGUUUCAAUGGAUACAGAUUAAAUUCCGACUUAAAGUCUUGCGAUGAUAUCAACGAGUGCACGGAAAACAUUGACGAUUGUGAACAGGUCUGUAUAAAUAACAUAGGAAGCUACAGUUGUCAAUGUAACGCAGGAUAUCAGCUAAACGAUAGCAACAAAACUUGUGAUGAUAUUGAUGAAUGCAUUGACCAGACGCAUGACUGCACUCAACUCUGUAACAAUAGUGUUGGUAAUUUCACAUGUAACUGUAACGGAGGAUACAUUCUUGAUACAGACGGGAAAACAUGCAACGACAUCAACGAGUGUUUAGAGAAAACUGAUAUGUGUGAACAAAACUGUGGGAAUACUGUUGGAAGCUACUUUUGUCAAUGUAACAUUGGGUAUCGUCUAAAUGAUGACAACACAACAUGUGACGGAAUUGAUGAAUGCAUUGACCAGACACAUGAUUGUACUCAACUCUGUAACAAUAGUGUUGGUAAUUUUACGUGUGACUGUAACGGAGGUUAUAUUCUUGAUUCCGACGGCAAAACAUGUAACGAUGUGAAUGAAUGUGAUACUGGUGAUGGCGGUUGCGGACAAAUCUGUUCAAAUAACGUCGGCUCGUUUUCCUGCUCUUGUAACCUAGGAUACGAGCUCGAUACGGAUUUCCGUUCCUGUCUAGAUAUUGAUGAAUGCCUGAAUGCGACGGACAACUGUGAUCAAAUAUGUUCAAACACUGACGGAAGUUUUACAUGCUCUUGUAACAGCGGAUAUUCUCUACAUGGGGACAACUUUACUUGUCAAGAUAUCAAUGAAUGCACUCUUGGAAAAGAUGGUUGUGGACAGAUUUGUACAAACAUAAUUGGAAGUUAUUCUUGCGUUUGUUUACCAGGCUAUAGUUUGAACACAGAUGGGCAGACUUGUGAUGAUGUAAAUGAAUGUGUUCACGACAACAAUGACUGUGAACAAAAUUGUACAAAUCUUGUUGGAAGCUAUCUUUGUGGCUGUUUCAAUGGAUAUGAACUAAAUAGUGAUAAUAAAACAUGUGCAGAUAUCAAUGAAUGCACUCUUGGAAUAGAUGGUUGUGGACAGAUUUGUACAAACAUAAUUGGAAGUUAUACUUGCGCUUGUUUACCAGGCUAUAGUUUGAACAUAGAUGGACUGUCUUGUGAUGAUGUAAAUGAAUGUGUUCAAGACAACAAUGACUGUGAUCAAAACUGUACUAAUCUUGUUGGAAGCUAUCUUUGUGACUGUUUCAAUGGAUACGAACUAAAUAGUGAUAAUAAAACAUGUGCAGAUGUAGAUGAAUGCGUUCUAGAUACUGACGGGUGUGAUCAAAUAUGCACGAACAAUAUCGGCAGCUUCAACUGUAGCUGUAACACAGGCUAUAGUCUGAAUAUAGAUGUAUCAACAUGUAAUGAUAUUGACGAAUGCACAAAGCAACAAGACAAUUGUUCGCAGAUCUGCGCCAAUACUGUUGGCAGUUUUACAUGUUCUUGUAACAUUGGCUUCUCACUGGACAAUGAUAUGAGGUCCUGUAAUGAUAUUGAUGAAUGCAUUGACCAGACACAUGACUGCACUCAACUCUGUAAUAAUAGUGUCGGUAAUUUCACAUGUAACUGUAACGGAGGAUACAUUCUUGAUACAGACGGGAAAACAUGCAACGACAUCAACGAGUGUUUAGAGAAAACUGAUAUGUGUGAACAAAACUGUGGUAAUACUGUUGGAAGCUACUUUUGUCAAUGUAACAUUGGGUAUCGUCUAAAUGAUGACAACACAACAUGUGACGAUAUUGAUGAAUGCAUUGACCAGACACAUGACUGUACUCAACUCUGUAACAAUAGUGUCGGUAAUUUUACAUGUUACUGUAACGGAGGUUACAACCUUGAUACAGACGGGAAAACAUGCAAUGAUGUGAAUGAGUGUGAUACGGGAAAUGGCGGGUGUGGACAAGCCUGUUCAAAUAGCUUCGGGUCGUUUUCCUGCUCUUGUAACCUAGGAUACGAGCUUGAUACCGAUUUACGAUCAUGUUUCGAUAUUGACGAAUGCCUAAAUGAGACGGACAACUGUGAUCAAAUAUGUUCAAACACUGACGGAAGUUUUACAUGCUCUUGUAACAGCGGAUAUUCUCUGCAUGCGGUCAACUUUGCUUGUCAAGAUAUCAAUGAAUGCACUCUUGGAAAAGAUGGUUGUGGACAGAUUUGUACAAACAUAAUUGGAAGUUAUACUUGCUCUUGUUUACCAGGGUAUAGUUUGAACAUAGAUGGCCUGUCUUGUGAUGAUGUAAAUGAAUGUGUUCAAGACAACAAUGACUGUGAUCAAAACUGUACUAAUCUUGUUGGAAGCUAUCUUUGUGGCUGUUUCAAUGGAUACGAACUAAAUAGUGAUAAUAAAACAUGUGCAGAUGUAGAUGAAUGCGUUCUAGAUACUGACGGGUGUGAUCAAAUAUGCACGAACAAUAUCGGCAGCUUCAACUGUAGCUGUAACACAGGCUAUAGUCUGAAUAUAGAUGUAUCAACAUGUAAUGAUAUUGACGAAUGCACAAAGCAACAAGACAAUUGUUCGCAGAUCUGCGCCAAUACUGUUGGCAGUUUUACAUGUUCUUGUAACAUUGGCUUCUCACUGGACAAUGAUAUGAGGUCCUGUAAUGAUAUUGAUGAAUGCAAGGAGAAUCUGGAUAGUUGUGAACAGAUAUGUGUAAACACUGCUGGAAGCUACUUCUGUUCUUGCCAUCCGGGAUAUAAUCUCAACAUAUCUAAUAACGAAACAUGUAAAGACAUUGAUGAGUGUAGUGAAAAUAUUCAUGACUGUGCUCAGAUUUGUACUAACACCGUUGGUUACUAUGAAUGUUCGUGUGGUAACGGAUUCUUACUUGAUGCGGACAAUAAAACCUGUAACGAUGUGAAUGAAUGUAACACCGGUAAUGGCAAAUGCAACCAGACAUGUGUCAAUAAUGUCGGCUCGUUUCAAUGCCUAUGUGCAAGUGGAUAUACCCUAAAUAAUGAUGGCAGAAACUGUAAUGAUAAUGACGAGUGUACUGAAAGCACUGAUGACUGUACCCAGCUGUGUACAAACUUUAUUGGUGGGUUCUCGUGUGCCUGUGAUAGCGGAUACACCUUAAAUAAUGACAAUAAAACUUGUGAUGAUAUUGACGAGUGUGACCUUGACAUUGAUGGCUGUGAGCAAGUAUGUAAUAACAAGAUUGGAACAUUCUCUUGUGCCUGUAACACCGGAUUCUUCCUCUCAAGCUUUAAAAACUGUACAAAGGAGACCGACUCUGGUCAGGACAAGACUUUGGUUAUGGGUGUUUCUAUUGGCGUUUGUGUAGUCGUCCUUCUGGUGCUAUUGGGUUUGUUUUUGUACGUGUUCAUGAAAAGACGGCGGAAAUCUAGUGGUAUACUUUCAUUGUCUAACAACAAUAAAGACCAGGAGUUGGACCAGACAACUUCUGCGGAAAAGGGUGCCAGUGGUGUUGUUGCUGGGGUUAAUGUUGUUGACAGUGGUCAAAUACAUGGUGAAACCUGGACGAGUCUUUAAAUGAAAAGAUACAGUUAUAGAGAUUUAAGAUGAUGAUUUCGGCAUUGUGACAUAUGCCUUGACAGAACUUCAUGUUAUAGGAAGUAUAAAUUAUAUGCACCAAUAGGGUUUUCCUGAAUAUCCUUGUUUAAAUUUAUUUAAAGCCCAUCUCGUUAGAAGAAGAAUCUUGAAUGUUGUAAGAGUUAGUAUCUUAAUAUAAAUAUAUUUUAAUUACGACGAAAAAAGGGCAAAAAAUACGUCUCCAGUUAUUCGUUAUACUUGGUAUUCCUUGCUGUUGGUCGUCAGCAAUACCAAAACAAAUGCGGCCUAAAAACUCCGUUAAGAGGAAUAUGUGACAUAUAAUUGUUGUCAACAGUUUAAAAGUGUACGUUUAAAGUUUCAGAUAUGUUUUGAAGUAAUUUAUACGAGUACAACAAUCAUUUAUUCGAAAUGAAUAAUCUGACUGAAAACAUACAAAGUGUUCAAUUCUUAAUAAUUCUGAUUUUUUUUGUAAGGUUCUUUAAGUUUAGUUCACGCAAAUGGUCAGUAAAUGUGGUUCCGAAGCAUCAAUACGAAGAUGUUUAAAAUGAAUUUAUUGUAUUGACAAGUGCAAAGACAGACAAUGAAAAAAUGUUGAAAGAGAUGACGUCGCGCCAUAUAGCGACUGAAAAAUGAACUUUUGCAAUGCAUUAUUCAUUUGCUUCAAAUACAGACUCAAAUUCGAUUUCCGUUUUCUGUAUACUGUGUUUAUUGUGUAUAUAAUAUUUUUCAAAUAUGUUGCCAUAGUUUUCACGUGAUCUCCAUUCUCAUAUGACAUUACUUUUACUUUCAUUUACAGUUAAAUAUUGUCACACGUAUGUAGAUAUGCUCCCGAUGUUAAAACAAUCAAGUCAGUUCUCUUUUUUUAUCAGUUACUAGUAUUGCAUUUUUGACGAGUAGUUUUACUGCAAAUUGUUAGAAAACAGUACACCAUUAGUGUGAACCGAUGAUAGAAGUAGUAGAAGUAGCCAGCACUUCACAAACACGUUAGCUACAUAUGAAAUGAUUUUGUCUUUGUUAUAAACCAGUAUUAUUGAUUGAUUUUGACACCCAACACUUAAUUUGAUGUAAUUAGAUGAUAUUUCAGAUUAAGCUUGGAUAUUCUAAUAUAAUGCAUAUCUAAGAUGCUCAAAUGCAAUGCAAUGAUAUAUAAAGUGCAUCAGUGUUACUUAUUUAUUAGCCUUUUUACACAUUUUGUUUGUUGUUAUGUUUAUACUCUGUAAAUAUGUGUCACACAAUUUGCUAAUCUUUGUUUUCAAAUAUAGAUUUACCACAGAAUGCAUAUGAGUUAAC
Ruditapes philippinarum (Manila clam) is the source of this 10069-nucleotide messenger RNA. Its product is annotated as fibrillin-2-like. Bases 152 to 8758 code for a protein of 2868 amino acids. The transcript has 68 exons. The record is from RefSeq and is a predicted model, not a curated record. Gene Ontology annotation, molecular function: calcium ion binding. Lineage: Eukaryota; Metazoa; Mollusca; Bivalvia; Venerida; Veneridae.